Molecule: messenger RNA, 1599 nt
Organism: Echinococcus granulosus
Lineage: Eukaryota; Metazoa; Platyhelminthes; Cestoda; Cyclophyllidea; Taeniidae
Product: Programmed cell death protein
Exons: 6
Coding region: 1-1599 (532 amino acids)
Biological process (GO): negative regulation of DNA-templated transcription
Cellular component (GO): cytosol; nucleus
Source: RefSeq, a predicted model, not a curated record
AUGUCUGGGACCAAACAGCUGCAGGAGGGCUCUGGUGUCGAGGCUAGUGGCGAAGAAUCGGCCGGGGAAAUGACCUGGGAAAAGCCCGAUUUUGAUAGUGGAAAUCCCAAUUUAAAGUCCCAAAAUCCUCGAUUGUUGCGUAAAAGGCGCACCCAUUACAAUUCCAUUAGCCAUGCGGGUGUCAACGGUCUCACAUUAGCUUCAGGGAAUUCACCAUCCUGUGGUGAUGGUCUACUCAUGAGUACUCGAGUGCCAUAUGGGAAAAAUAGCAGGAAAUCUCGCAACGGUUUCAGACAAACGCCGAAAAAGAGUUUGUUUGGGUUACUGGUUUACGAGGUUUUAGCAUCGGACAAGGAUGUGUGGAUCCGCGUCGGUGAUGAAUUGGACGAACUAGAGCUCGAUUGUGGCGAUCCGGAUUAUGAAUCGGAGGAAGAGAACCCAGUUGUUAUCGAAACUGUUAAAGCAGUUCUCUCUGAUGAGGAUUUUGAAGAAUUCUUUUCCACCCUUGUCCACGAAUACUAUGACCACUGCAAUGUGGAGGAGGUCAUUGAUGGUUUGAAGGAUAUCGCAAUGACUCCGUUGCAACGCAGACGCCUGCCUGUUUUGGCUAUCAAUCUUGCUCUGCAACAAAAAAUGGGUCAUUGUGAACUGACAUCCGAACUUCUGUCUGCCAUGUGCGGCAAAGUGAUAAGCAUGUCUGGUAUGCAGCAAGGCUUCCAGCUACUCCUGGACGAUAUGCCUGACAUCGUCAUUGAUGUUCCCAAGGCUCCUGAGUACGUCGGUCGUUUCAUCGCUCGAGCUGUUGCCGACGAUAUUCUGCCACCUAAGUUUGUUCAGCAGUUCAAGGAGGUGAACGCUGCGAUGCCUCCGGCGGGCAUUUCACCUGUGGUUGCCGACACGGCCCAUCCUCCGGUCCGCAUCGCGUCUCGCCGUGAUAGUGCCAGUAUCGCCGAGAGCGUCGGUGCAAACACACGAAGCAGCUCCGGGAUCAGCUCUGGCUGCGACGGCAGUGCUCACAUGACGCCUUCCGGUGAUGCGCCCGUAAAUUACGCUUUACAGGCAAUCAAUAAAGCAGAGGCACUGCUCACGCUGAGCCACGCGUACCGUCACUUGGACAUCGUUUGGGGCAUUCCACCCAACGAGCGAGUCACCACUAUGCUGAUGAAACAGAUUUACUGCAUACUUUUAGAGUACCUGCGCACUGGCAAUUUUGAGGAUGCUUUGUCAUCUCUCCAGGAGCUCGACUCACCUCAUUUCCAUCACGAACUGGUUUAUCAGGCGAUUUUCUUGGUUUUGGCGCGCGAGGCCGACGAUCAUGUAUCGGAUCGCAUGCUCGAACUGCUUGACAAACUGUGCCGCUCGGUAGUAAUCAGCUUUGAUCAGUUGGUGACUGGUGUAAAGAGGGUUUAUGCCGAGUUGCCUGAACUACAUCAGGAUUUGCCUAUUGUGUACGUCCUUCUUGAACGCUUCUUGCGUGCCGCCGUUGUGAAAGGUUUUUUGCCUCAAAAGCUCGCGAAUGAGAUGCCUGCCAAUCCACGAAAGCGAUAUGUUUCCGAGGGUGAUGGUUUUCGCAAAGCCGCCACAACUGAGCGUGUCUAG